This is a messenger RNA of Symbiodinium pilosum, 1980 nucleotides long. NCBI's taxonomy places the organism in Eukaryota, Dinophyceae, Suessiales, Symbiodiniaceae. The record is from the annotation of a GenBank genome assembly.
AUGCUGUGUGAUCUGGGUGCCGAUGUGGUGAAAAUUGAGCCGCCAGAUGGUGAUGUAACGCGCCUGUGGGGCAAAGUGAUCGCGGGACUGCCUGGUUAUUAUCAUCAGCAGAACGCCGGUAAACGAAAUAUCUGUGUUGACCUGCGCGCACCGGGCGCGCGGGAAUUGAUGCUGGAAAUGGCCGCUGAGGCUGACAUAGUGAUUGAAAAUUACCGACCGGAUGUGAUGGAUCGUCUGGGUUUGGGUUACGACGACUUAUCAGCUGUGAACCCUGAACUGAUCAUGCUGUCGAUCUCCGGUUUUGGCAGGAACGGUCCGGAAAGUCAUCGUGCGGCCUAUGCGCCGAUUGUGCACGCUGAAACGGGCCUGAUGGCGCGUCAGGCACAGCGCUGGGAUAUCCCAUUCUCAGACCUGCCGCUUUCUGUGGCCGACACCAACGCCUCUCUACAUGGUCUGGUGGGGCUGCUCGCAGCGGUGAUUCAGCGUCACAGCACCGGUCAGGGCCAGCAUAUUGAUAUCGCCAUGAUGGAUGCCACGAUUGCGACAGAUGAUCAAACCCACUACGCCAUUGAAGCUGCCGGCGGCAGUGGUCCCUUACCCAAUGAAACCUGGGAAACCGGUGCCGGUCCGGUGCUUGUAUCGGCGGACAUCCGCUAUUUCUGGAAACAGUUGAGUACGUGCCUGGAUGUUGCUGAUCCGGCCACUCCGGAGACGCCGUUUAAAGAAAAAAUCGCGCUGCGUCGGGCAUGUAUCAAGGCGUAUAUGUCACAACUCGACAGCCUGGAAGCGGUCGAGGCGGGCAUGGCAAAAAUGAACCUGGCCUGGGGCGAAGUCCGCGACCCAACAGACAUCGUCAAUCAGGUGACGGUGAAACAUCGGGGUGUGAUCACCCAGGUGGAUGAUCGGCAAGGCGGUACUCGACCGGUGACCCAGUCACCUUAUCGGUUCUCCAAGGCUAAAAGUGGCGUGAGAGGACCCGCACCUUAUAGAGGUGAACACAACCAUGAGGUGCUUGUGCAGUGGUUGGGGAAAAGCGAUCAGGACAUCGAGGCGCUGGGCGUGCAGAAAAUUCUGCAGGAGACCGGUGUGAGUGACAAGAUAACGCUGACCGAUUUAGACGCCACCGCCGCAUCAGCGGAAGAUGGCGCAGAGCAGUUGGAACUGGAAAGUAUUCACGACUUUGCCACCAAGUUAACCCUGCCCGGUUCCAAAGACGCGCUGGAACAUUACGUCAACUGGCAGAUCGCUUUGCGCGCAGGCGGCGCGCCGGACGGUGUGGAUUUUGAUCCGGAUAAAGUGCCUGACUUUGCACCGCUGUCGAUUAACCUGGAUCUCACAACCGCCUGCAACUAUCAAUGCGACCACUGCGUCGACCUGGAUAUUCUCAAUACCGGCAUUCGUUACGAACACGACAAGCUGAUGUCAUCUAUCGAGCUGAUGGCCAAGCGCGGGCUGAAAUCUGUGAUUGUGAUUGGCGGUGGUGAACCCACGCUGUAUCCCAAGUUUGCUGAAGCUAUUCGUUUCAUGAAAGAGCUGAAGCUGCAGGUGGCCAUCGUCUCCAACGGCACCGGCAAUAAGAAAAUUGCUGAAGUGGCGGAUUGUAUGGACAGCCAGGAUUGGGUACGUCUGUCCCUUGAUUCCGGCACUGACCCGACUUUCCAGGCGAUGCACAAUCCGCGCAAAGACUUCAAGUUGGAAGACAUCUGCGCAGUUGUACCCAGUAUCAAAGCUGCUAACCCGGAUCUUACCGUUGGUUUUUCUUAUAUCGUGACAUGGCAGGGUGCGUUCAUUAACGAUACCAACAUUGUUGAAAACCUGCAUGAGAUCGCGCGCGCAGCCAAGUUGGCAAAAGACAACGAAUUCAGCUAUAUCAGCUUUAAACCCUUCCUGACACGUGAUGAAUUGAAUAAUGCUGAAGUGAUCGAUAUCAAGGCACAGGAAAACCUCGCCAACACCAUCGAACGGUACUCAGUCCUUUAG